Penicillium vulpinum is the source of this 357-nucleotide messenger RNA. RefSeq lists its product as uncharacterized. The record is from RefSeq and is a predicted model, not a curated record. Bases 1 to 357 code for a protein of 118 amino acids. The transcript has a single exon. NCBI's taxonomy places the organism in Eukaryota, Fungi, Ascomycota, Eurotiomycetes, Eurotiales, Aspergillaceae.
AUGAUUAUCGCGCUUUGCCCCCGUUUGCCUAUCGAGCUAGCACUUGAAGUCUCAAACACCCGCAGCGAGAUCAAGAUGCCUGUCUGGGAGCAGCGCCCAAGCAGGAUACACUUAGUGAUAUUCCUCCUCUCUCGUUUCACAACAGAGGAGCUCGGCAAGACACAAAAGACAAUCCAAGAUGCAAUCCCUUCUAUUAUGGAAAAAGCAGCCUUGGUAUGGGAAGAGGAGGACAUGUGGGAAGAGGAGCACAUGUUGGAAGAGGAACACAUGCGAGACGCUAUGUCCUUUGUCCCCAUAAAUUCUGUGGAGCUGAUUCCACGGGAUCGACACCGUCUCAGGACCCGACGAGACCUUUAG